CGAUCCUUAAGAGUGAACUAAGUGCCGGGUGAUAACAUUACAUGAAAGCAUGAUACAUGCCGCAAGAUUUGCUUUAGUCUAUUGAGAGAUGGUGAAUUAACGCUUAAUAAUUCUCAUUGAAGUAUAAAAUAGUAAGCGUGUGAGUCGCUGUAAAUCUGUUUAUGUAUUAUGUAUUAUUUAUGCACUUUUCUAUUAAAACCUGCCAGAAUUGUGGACUACAAUAACGAAUUUUUUAUACAUAAAGAAAAGUAUUAUAUAAACCAAGUACUUGACAUCAAAAAUCAUUCAACUUUGUAAUGUAAUAUUGCAACGUAUGUAUUCAUUUAGUGACAUAGAAACAAUUUUCAUGCAAGAUUUUGUAUCGUAAAAUAAUUGUGGAAGUAUAGAUAGAAAAUAUAAACCAGUUUUGUAAGAAUAUACAUCUUACAAGCUAUAUUGAAAUCUGUUUUAUCAUCAUUAAAGUAAAUAUAUAAAAAGACUAGUUCGCAAUCAUGCCUCUGAUCCGUCAAGAUGGUAAAGACACUAUAAUUUUUGCAUCUAAAGAAGAUCAUGCAUCACCUUGUACGAUCGAACUUCCAGAACCAGAACCAAGUCCUGGAUUAAUAUUACCGAAUGGAGAAAUAAAUUGGAAUUGCCCGUGUUUAGGUGGCAUGGCAACUGGUCCUUGUGGUUUAGAGUUUCGUGAAGCUUUUUCAUGUUUUCAUUAUUCUACUGUCGAUCCAAAAGGUGCUGACUGCCGUGAGCAAUUUACAACUAUGCAAAUAUGUAUGUCAGAUUAUCCUGAAUUAUAUGGUAGUAAAGAAUCUGAAGAUGAUACGAAUCAAGCAUCGAACUCUGGAAUGUCGGAUGUAAAAGACAUUGCUAUAGAAAGCAAGGAUAAAGCUAAAAAAGAAACAAACGAAGGAAGUUGACUGAAAAGAAAAAGAUAAAAUAUUUCCAGUAGAAAAGAAGGGAUGGAAUAUGUUGCAAUAAAAUAAAAUCCAUGCAUUGAGCAUUUUACAGUACAGAUUAUCUUAUUCUUUAUUGUUAUUAUAGCUAUUGAAAAGGGAAUGGAAAGCAAGUUGAUGCAGACUUAAUAGUCUAAUAAUGUAUACAUUUGUGGAGCAUAUGAGCAAAAUAUAUGUAUGUCACCUUUACCUUUUUGCUUCUUUAACGUUUGUACAGAAUUGUUCAGAAGCAUAAUAACAAUUAACAAGAUAAAGAAUGUAUCUGCGAAAUGCAAUUUGAUAUUGCACGAUUCUCCUCAUAAAGUUUAAUAUUUAUGUUUUUUUUUAGAAAUGAAUUUAGCAUAGUUUUACAUAAAUUUCUAUGGAUAAUCCGUACCAAUAAUUUGUGUUUGAUUCAAUAAAAUUAAAACAAUUUUAA
This is a messenger RNA of Vespa velutina, 1365 nucleotides long. Its product is annotated as mitochondrial intermembrane space import and assembly protein 40. The record is from RefSeq and is a predicted model, not a curated record. Gene Ontology annotation, molecular function: protein-disulfide reductase activity. Gene Ontology annotation, cellular component: mitochondrial intermembrane space. Gene Ontology annotation, biological process: protein import into mitochondrial intermembrane space. The transcript is spliced from 3 exons. Lineage: Eukaryota; Metazoa; Arthropoda; Insecta; Hymenoptera; Vespidae. Bases 492 to 911 code for a protein of 139 amino acids.